GCCUUUCCUCAUUUAUGGGGUAGAACUUUUUAAAGACUGGGUGGGGAAACGAAGGAGUAACGGCCGCACAUCAUACUCCAAAUAGACAUGGAUGAUAUCUUCACACUCUGUCGAGAGGGCAACUCUGUGGCGGUUCGCCUGUGGCUAGACAACACGGAGAAUGACCUCAAUUUAGGGGAUGACCACGGCUUCAGCCCGCUGCAUUGGGCGUGCCGGGAGGGACGUGGCGGCGUAGUGGACAUGCUCAUCAUGAGGGGCGCCCGGGUCAACGUCAUGAACCGUGGGGAUGACACCCCCUUGCACCUAGCGUCCAGUCAUGGCCACGUGGAUAUUGUGGCUAAGUUGAUUCAGUGCAAGGCCGAUCCCAACACGGUCAACGAACAUGGGAACACACCAUUGCACUACGCGUGCUUUUGGGGGCAAGAGGCUGCUGCACAGGAUCUGGUGGUGAGCGGUGCUCAGGUGUGUGUGUGCAACAGGUACGGACAGACUCCUCUAGACAAGGCCAAGCCUCACCUCAGGCAACUGCUUCAAGAGAGGGCCGAAAAACUGGGCCAGAGUUUGACCAAAGUUCCUUACAAAGAAACCUUCUGGAAGGGCACCAUGAGGACCAAACCUCGUAAUGGCACGCUCAACAAGACCGAAAUUGAUUACAAGCAACUUUCACUACUUGCAAAAAUCAAUGAAAACCACUCAGGAGAGAGUUGGCAGGGUCGCUGGCAGGGUGAUGACGUGGUGGUGAAAGUGUUGCAGGUGAGGGAGUGGAGCACCAGGAAGAGCAGAGACUUCAGCGAGGAGCAUCCCAAACUACGGAUCUUCUCUCACCCCAACAUCCUCCCAGUUCUUGGAGCAUGUCAGUCCCCGCCGGCCCCACACCCAAUCAUCAUCACACCUUAUAUGCCAAACGGAUCCCUGUACAACCUCCUCCAUGAGGGCACCACUCUCGUGGUGGACCAAAGCCAAGCAAUUAAGUUCGCAUCAGACGUGGCCAGCGCCAUGACCUUCCUACAUACGCUGGACCCCAUGGUGGCGCGACUGUACCUCAACAGUAAACACAUCAUGAUUGAUGAGGACAUGACGGCCAGGAUAAGCAUGGCGGACGCAAAGUUCUCAUUCCAGUGUGCUGGACGCAUGUACUCUCCGGCCUGGAUGGCCCCAGAAGCACUGCAGAAGCGCUCUGAGGACAUCAACAGAAGAUCAGCUGAUAUGUGGAGCUUCGCCGUGCUCCUGUGGGAGCUGGUCACCAGGGAGGUGCCCUUCGCCCACCUUUCACCCAUGGAGAUAGGCAUGAAGGUGGCUCUGGAAGGCCUGCGACCGACCAUCCCGCCGGGCAUCUCGCCUCACAUCUGCAAGCUGAUGAGACUUUGCAUGAACGAGGACCCUGCUAAGAGGCCCAAGUUUGACAUGAUCGUUCCCAUCUUGGAAAAAAUGCGAGACAAGUGAACUGUACUUUAUCUGCUCAGUAGCUGUACGUUAUGUAAAUUAAGCCACGCAUUUUUUCAGUAAAUGAGUCUGUUACUUGUCUUUUCUGUUUGAGAUGUAAGCUUUUGCUUUUUUAUUGCAAGAGGUCACCAAAAUGUCUGCUUUUUUAUUCAAAGCAAUUAAUGUCAACAACAAUAACGCCGUCAUUUCACCAAUAUUCAAUUAAAUAUAUAUAAAUAUUUAUGGAAAACACCUUUCUUGGACAUUCUGUCUCCAUUUAGUGUCAAUUUAGGUGGAAUUGUGAUGGUUCCCCAACAAUUGGUCUUUGUCAGGUGACGUAACACAUGCAACAGCUGCGGCGCAUUGUGGGUCGAAUCGCCAUUUUGGUAGGGUCAUCUAUUGUAAACAACUGAACAGUGAGAAUCGUCUUUGCUUUCAUCGUUGUCUUUGAUAAAAUGGGACACUCGUGUUGUGUGAAAGGCUGCCAUACUAAAUCACACGACAAAAAUGGCAGCAAAGUUGACCACGACCUAAGAUUUUUUCGUUUUCCCACUUGGAAAAGAGGUUAUGGACAGCAGGUUGAGGAACUAAAGAAGCGGCGUCGGAUGGCCUGGGUCGCAGCGGUGAGACGGAAGGGCAUCACUUUCGACACCAUAUCUGUUGUCAGAAGUGUACGAUCUUAACAGGAACUAUAACCAUAAACAUGAUUCUUCAAUGUGAAGGUGAAGAAGCCACAAUGUUGGACAAGGUUGUCACUGUGUGCUGUGCCCUGACAAACCACUGCCCAACAAUAGUUUAGUACAAUUAGUUUGCUUUUCGUAGUAUUUGUG
Corythoichthys intestinalis (scribbled pipefish) is the source of this 2252-nucleotide messenger RNA. RefSeq names its product integrin-linked protein kinase-like. Gene Ontology annotation, molecular function: protein kinase activity; ATP binding; protein binding. Gene Ontology annotation, cellular component: cytoplasm. The record is from RefSeq and is a predicted model, not a curated record. Bases 88 to 1443 code for a protein of 451 amino acids. NCBI's taxonomy places the organism in Eukaryota, Metazoa, Chordata, Actinopteri, Syngnathiformes, Syngnathidae. The transcript has 13 exons. Gene Ontology annotation, biological process: signal transduction; protein phosphorylation.